Molecule: messenger RNA, 2627 nt
Organism: Thlaspi arvense
Lineage: Eukaryota; Viridiplantae; Streptophyta; Magnoliopsida; Brassicales; Brassicaceae
Source: the annotation of a GenBank genome assembly
AUGAGUCAACAUGUGGACGAUCUUAAGAUGCCGGCGAACGACACAACGUUCCUCACCGUCUUCUUCCUUUUCCUCGGUUUACUCCGGUUUGAUUCGAUUCCCGGUUUAGAAGCAGCUGCAUUGUCUUCGAUUCCGGGACUGUAUGUGUUCGGAGAUUCGUUGGUUGAUGCCGGAAACAAUAAUUACUUACCACUUUCCUUAAGAAAAGCUAUUUAUCUACCUAACGGCAUCGAUUUUCCUAGCUAUAUACCCACCGGAAGAUUCUGUAACGGCAAAAACGCCGCCGACGCUAUGGCUGAGAAAUUUGGUUUACCGUUACCGCCGCCGUAUCUCUCACCACGCUUACUAAAUCAGAAUGCGAGAGAAGCCGCCGCCGUGACCGGUGUUAAUUUUGCAUCCGCUGGUGCCGGAAUCUUCAACAGCGAUGACCAAACUACUGGACAAGCGAUUCCUUUAUCACAGCAACUGGAGUUUUGGCUCUCUAUACAUCAAAACCUCAGGAGAAAGCUUGGAGCAUCCGAAGCAAACAUUCACAUAUCAAAAUCUCUAUUCGUUAUUGUCAUAGGUAGCAACGAUGUUUUGGAUUAUUUUGGAUCUCCGGAACUUCAAGAAGAAAGUGAUCCUGAAGAGUAUAUGCAAUCAAUAGCUAGUAAACUCAAAGAGCAAUUGAAGAAAUUAAUCCACGAGACUGGAACGCCUAGAUUAUUAAUAUUCGGGGUAGGACCACUCGGUUGCAUACCGCUGCAAAGAGAGAAGAACUCGAAGAUGCAUGAAUGCGAUGAAGAGGCUAACAUGUUUGCAUCUUUGUACAAUAAAACUCUAAUAAAGAUGCUGCAAGAACUCAAACAAGAGUUGCAAAGCUCAAUGACUUACUCUUACUUUGACCUUUUCAAGUCCAUACAUGACAUUAACUCCAACCCUGCUCGUUACGGUCUUGCUGACGUAACAUCGGCGUGUUGUGGACUUGGGAGAUUAAACGCGGAUUUACCUUGUUUUCCGUUCGCGAGUUUAUGUUCGGACAGAACAAAAUAUCUCUUCUGGGAUUUCUACGGUCAUCCCACAGAAGCUGGUGCUCGUGUUAUCGUCGAUAAUAUGUUUGCUGAUGAUUCACAAUACAUGUUUCCUUUAAAUCUCUCUCAGUUGGUCACCGUGUUCUUUGUGCUAAAUGGGGUUUGCACGGUUGUGGAAAUGGCGGUGAAGAAAACGAAGUUUGUAAAACCGGUGGUCUCUUGGAUGCUCACCAUGGCGUUUUUGGUUGUGACCAGUGCCAAACCAAGUUGUGCAUCCAUCUUGAAACUCCAAAACCCUCGGCGCCUGAAAUAUAUAAGAAAGAUGCCGGCGAACAACACACCGUUUCUCACCGUCCUCUUCCUUUUCCUCGGUUUACUCCGGUUCGAUUCAAUUCACGGUUUAAAAGCAGCAACACUGGCUUCGAUUCCGGGAGUAUACGUGUUCGGGGACUCGUUGGUUGACGCCGGAAACAAUAACUACAUACCAGUUACAAUAUUCAAAGCUAAUUUUCUACCCAAUGGCGUCGAUUUUCCGGGCAAUAAAGCCAACGGAAGAUUUUGUAACGGCAAAAACGCCGCCGAUAUUAUUGCUGAGAAAUUUGGUCUACCGUUACCGCCACCAUAUCUCUCACUAAAUAGGAAUGCAAGUGAAACCGCUGCCAUGACAGGUGUUAAUUUUGCCUCAGCCGGUGCCGGAAUCCUUAAUAGCAAUGAUACUGCUGGACAAGUGAUUCCUUUAUCACAGCAACUGAGCUAUUGGCUCUCUAUUCAGCAAAACCUCACAAUAAAGCUUGGACCAUCCGAAGCAAAAGUUCACAUAUCAAAGUCUCUAUUCGUUAUUAUCAUAGGCAGCAACGAUAUUUUGGGUUAUUUUGGAUCUCCGGAACUUCGAAAAGAGAGUAAUCCUCAACAGUAUAUGCAGUCAAUAGCCGAUAAAUUCAAAGAGCAAUUGAAGACAAUCCACGAGACUGGGACGCCUAGAUUAUUAAUAGUCGGAGUAGCACCGCUCGGUUGUACACCGCAGAAAAGAGAGAAGAACUCGACGAUGCAUGAGUGUAACGAAGAGGCUAACAUGUUUGCCUCUUUGUACAACGAAGCUUUAGUGAAGAUGCUGCAAGAACUCAAACAAGAGUUGCAAAGCUCAAUGACUUACUCUUACUUUGAUCUUUUCAAGUCCAUAAAUGACAUUCACUCCAACCCUGCACGUUACGGUUUUGCUGACGUAAAAUCGGCGUGUUGUGGGUUUGGGACAUUAAACGCGGAUCUUCCUUGUUAUCCGUCCGCGAUGUUUUGUUCGGACAGAACAAAAAAUUUCUUCUGGGAUUUUCUACAUCCCACAGAAGCUGGUGCUCGUGUCAUCGUCGAUCUUAUGUUUGCUGAUGAUUCACAACGAUACAUGUUUCCUUUAAGUUUCUCUCAGCUGGUCUCUCCAUGAUCAACACGGCGUUGUUUUUACAUAAUCAACGAGACAAAUGGAAUUUGGAAACUCUUUAUUUAUUUUAUUUUUAUUUUUUUCUAAAGAAAUUCGUAGUGUUUGCUCUAAGUAGCUAUGUAAGACGCCUAUUGGUAUCAUUUUUUACAAACUUUGAUCUCUAUGAUUUAAUAAAAAAAAGUGUU